Mesocricetus auratus (golden hamster) is the source of this 428-nucleotide messenger RNA. It is a transcript of the gene Slirp, whose product is annotated as SRA stem-loop interacting RNA binding protein. Lineage: Eukaryota; Metazoa; Chordata; Mammalia; Rodentia; Cricetidae. The record is from RefSeq and is a predicted model, not a curated record. Gene Ontology annotation, molecular function: mRNA 3'-UTR binding; poly(G) binding; poly(U) RNA binding. The transcript has 4 exons. Gene Ontology annotation, biological process: positive regulation of mRNA splicing, via spliceosome; spermatogenesis. The coding region runs from base 48 to 383 and encodes 111 amino acids.
CCUUCCGGGGUCACGACCCCGGGGGCUCGCUUCAUUCAGAUUCUAACAUGGCAGCUUCCGCCGUGGGUCGAGCCCUGGCCCUGCGUGCGCGUGGUGCUCAGCAUGUUGCUUUCGUCCGCAGAAUCCCUUGGACCGCGACGACCAGUGAGCUGAGAGAACAUUUUGCUCAGUUUGGCCUUAUAAAAAAGUGUACUGUACCUUUUGACAGAGAGACUGGCUUUCACAGGGGCAUGGGUUGGGUUCAGUUUUCUUCGGAGGAAGAACUUCAGAAUGCACUACAACAAGAAAAUCAUAUUAUUGAUGGAGUAAAGAUCUAUGUUCAAGCUAGGAAACAAAGGGUUUUGCAAGAGGCUCAAACAUCUGAUGAAGAGAAAGACUUCUGAGAUGAUUAUUGUACUAUCCAUUAAAUAAAUGUAACUGAGACUUUU